AUGUUAGGUCGGGUUAACUUUGACGGCCGUUACCGAUUCACGAUUCGAGACCCGCCGACGAGAAUUAGAAUUAGAAUUUUUAUUAUCCGUAACAGGGCCGCCGCGUCCCACCGCAGAACGCCGUGUCGGCAUCGAAUCGGACCACCGGGGAUAUUCGGUACGGUCCGACCGUUUGAAAUUGUCCGGUUCGAUUUCCGAACAGCCCGGUCGAAGACGCAUUCAGAUAGACCGUUGUGGACGAAACGAAUAGCAAAUCCGUCGCCGCGGAAACCGUACCGUUCGAUAUCAGUUUAUCAAAACGUACGGUCGACAAUCGAUCAGUUCUUGCGGCCGCACCGGGCAACUCGCAGACGGCCGUUUCGGUUCCACGAGAUAUUCGGCGGGAGAACCGCGGGGCCGGUCGCGUGUCCGUCGCGAGCCCCCCGGCUCGUAGCGGUCCGGCCGCCCGCAGUCGACGGCCGCGUCCCGUGCUCAGGCGACAGUCCCGUCGCCGACGGACCGACCGACCGAUCGCGAUACUCGGCGGACGGCGUACACAAAUCGCGUAACGGCGACGCGGCGGUCGUUAUUCUUCCUCGCCGAACGCCACCGUGCCGCGCCGUUGUCGUUAUUGUCGUAAUGAGCGUCCGCGACGUACGAUUCGGCCGGCCGCCGACAUCCGUCGCGGUCUACGCUGCGCCGCGCGUACCGUAUCGCCGUCGAUCCGAUCGGACGUCCCGCCGGCGCCGACUGCGGACGUUCGCGCGAGGGGCGUACGUACGUGUAACGCGGGCGCGCCGUAACGAUACGACGCGUCUGCGUGGCGAUGCCGAACGGCUUGGGUGUGUUGCGGACGGAUCCCGGUUGGCGUUAUCGUCGCGAAUCGAACGUUCGUUCGACCGCUCUCGGCGCAACAUUAUCGCCCGCUAUUUCCGUCGACCGCCCGUUGUUGGUCCGUCCGGCCACCGGCCUUUAUUGCCCGGAAUUUAUUAUUCCUUGGAAAAAAUGCUUGCGCAACGUCUUUUUUUCGGUACUCGGUAA
Cinara cedri is the source of this 1020-nucleotide messenger RNA. The record is from the annotation of a GenBank genome assembly. Lineage: Eukaryota; Metazoa; Arthropoda; Insecta; Hemiptera; Aphididae.